This is a messenger RNA of Trypanosoma cruzi, 654 nucleotides long. RefSeq lists its product as uncharacterized. Gene Ontology annotation, molecular function: metal ion transmembrane transporter activity. Gene Ontology annotation, cellular component: membrane. The transcript has a single exon. The record is from RefSeq and is a predicted model, not a curated record. Gene Ontology annotation, biological process: transmembrane transport; metal ion transport. NCBI's taxonomy places the organism in Eukaryota, Euglenozoa, Kinetoplastea, Trypanosomatida, Trypanosomatidae. The annotation marks the transcript as partial.
CCCGUGUCGAUCCUUGUGUGUUCCCUCAUUACUGCGUUCGUGAAGGAAUACCAGAAGGAACCAUCUUCUUUGCUUGUCGAAGUGGACAAUGUGAAUGAGUUGGUGCUUCAAAUUCAACCCUCUCAAUGCGAUCAGAUGGACUUACUGCGCCGUAUUGAGGAUCUGCGCCACAGACUCACUCGAGUACAAACAACAUUUUUGGCUAAAGAGCGACUUAUUCAACAGUUGUUGUUGCCGGUAAUGCGCCGCAUUUUUAUUACAGCAGACUCCGGUGCUUUGAGUCGUUACCAGAGACUGCUCUCUGGUUUACUACUUUCCAUUGAACAUCUUCGAAAAGGCCGCGAUGUUCUUAAUCUGUCAAGUAUGAGUCUUGUAAGUGGAGUGUCGAUGCGAUUGUUACAACACUGCUACUGGAUGGAUUUUGUGAGCACUGUCUUGACAGAAGUAAUGAUGGUGGCAAUGCCAAUUUCUAUUAUUCCCGGUUUGUUUACCAUGAAUGUGAAGGUCCCAUUUCAGGAAAGUAAAGGACUAAUGACAUUUUCUAUGAUUGCAUUGGUAACAGCAUUGGUGUUCUUUGUUGGAAUGAUCAAGCCCCUGUUUCUCUACAUCCGGCAUAAGCCUCCAGGCGCACUUGUACCCCCGUCGCUGUCGUAG